AUGACAUCUUUCAGCAUCCAGAGAGACGAGGAUGGCGUUGAAUACGUCAGCCUAGCGCAUAAUCCUGACACUAAAAAUCAUAAAGAUCCAAAUGACCCACACAAGCAAAACCUAAGAGGUUUUAUGUUCGCAAGGCCCGGGGAUCCCCUGUGCCCAGUAAAAAGUUUCAAGAAGUACAUCUCUAAAUGUCCCCCAGACGCAAAAUCUUUUUAUCUGCACCCAAAGCGCUCCAUCACCGUGGCAUCUGAUGUGUGGUACUCCAGGGAGCCGAUGGGUGUCCACUACCUGGGAGACAUGCUAAAAAAAAUCAGUGAAGAGGUGGGUCUGUCGCGGAUUUACACGAACCACAGCCUCCGGAGCACGGCUGUGGGUCGACUCUCAGACGCCGGGCUGGAGACACGCCAGAUCAUGUCUGUGACGGGGCAUCGCUGUGAAAGCAGCCUGCAGGCUUAUUGGGCUCCGUCAGUCCAGGAGAGACGAGAAUGGAGCAACAUUUUGUCGUCCCGCAACGUCCCAACCAGCAGUGGUCAGGGUCCACAAACGUUAAAUCUCCGUCCUUCAAAUGCCACUAUGAUGGACAUGCCAGUAUCUCUAUCAAAUUUCACGAUCAACGGCAAUGUUGCAUUUAAUUUUAAAUAG
Molecule: messenger RNA, 639 nt
Organism: Epinephelus moara (kelp grouper)
Lineage: Eukaryota; Metazoa; Chordata; Actinopteri; Perciformes; Serranidae
Exons: 2
Coding region: 1-639 (212 amino acids)
Biological process (GO): DNA recombination; DNA integration
Molecular function (GO): DNA binding
Source: RefSeq, a predicted model, not a curated record